CAGUAGUCACAGUAAGCACCUACUCACCCAGCACCCCUGAUUGUAAUGAAAGAAAAUGCCAAACCAUAUAGUUAAUGUGUGCGCAAUUAUCUGGAAAAAACAUUCUAUAAAUUCUAUUAGGUUAUUCUUAUGUCAAUUGAUUUCCGUCGCCGCUACGCUGGGCUGAAUCUUUGAAAUUGCCUGAUGGAAGAUAGAGAUAUACAUAUGUAUAUGGUGGGCUCGAACCACCAACGGGGCUCGAUCCUGUAGUGAGAGAAAAGGCAAUUGCAAACUCGUCUCACUAUCGGAACGAUAGCUCAGUUGGCAGAGCAGUGGGGCGCUAACCCAAUGUUCGCUGGUUCAAAUUCCGCUCGGUCAGGUUUUCACUUUCGCCGAUAGAGAUCACCUCCGCUUCUGAAUAUUGUAUAAUGUAUAUGUGCCCGGUGCUGUGUUCUACUGCUGUUGUUCUACUACUGUUCUAUAAAUUGUAUGAUAUGUAAUACUACUGUUCUACUACUGUUCUAUAAAUUGUAUAAUGUAUAAUACUGUACCCAGAAUACACACACCUUUUAAUUUCUGCCAAUUUAAUGACCAAUCUAAAGACCAAUUAUGUAGCUAGCAAACCAGCUAGGUACACAAAAUAGUGCUUUGAUUAGAGUGCCUUCUUUUUCUUAAGGAACCAUAAACAAACAAACUUGAUCUUGCUUUGCAAUUUUUUUCCAUCGUGGCUGGUAACCUAACUCAUUCUUUGGGAAAAACAGGAGGCUAAAAAUAAGUUCCAAACGACACUUUGUGUGUCCAUUUAUAGUUUAAAGUUGCGGAAAUAGUGCCUGUAGGUAAAUAAGUGGAUGUGUUUGUCAUCUUUUAGCAACACGCUUAUUCCAAUUUAGUGCGGAAGGUCUAUCUAGGCUAAAUUGUGACGGAAAACGGUACUAUAGCUUGCCCCUCUAACCUAUGAGUAAAGUUACACUUGCCCCAUGCGCCCCUCAUUCCUAUAAAAAAGAAUAAACACCCCUGCAUUCGCAUAGAUGGCUUCAGUGUUGAACGGUGUCUUUUUAUGUCAAAUGCACCAAUCUCCAGUCCAAUAAGCGCAUUUCUACUAUGUAUGGUUGUUGAAAUAGUGCCUGCAGAUAAAUUAGUGCGUGCGGUUGUUAUCUUUUAACAACACGUUUAUUUAAAUCAGGUCCAGAAUGCAUGUAUAGGCUAAAAUGUGACGAAAAACUGUACUAUAACUUGCCCCUUUAACUUAUAAGUCUAGUCACACGUGCCCCGUGCGUCCCGUCAUUCCCCACAAAGGAUAACGAUAGGACAAACGACCCUGUAUUCUGAUGAACCGUGUCAGUGCUAAACAGUGUUUUUAUGUCAAAUGUACCAAUUUGUAGUCCGAUACGCACCUUUGCCUCCCAACCAACCCGUCCAGCAACUUAUCGCGAGCGAUUGUAAUUAUGGAAAAACAAUAAAAAGUAUAGCGUUUACAUAAGUUAUGAGUAUAGAGUUGUAUUUCGCCUCACAAGUUUGUAGCUUAGAAUUCGUGGAGACGCUAAAUAGUUUAGUAUUUAAGGAUGCGCAACCUUGAUUGCGUCCAACGAACAAAAGGUUUUCAAAUUUGAGCCUCUAUAUUGGCUAAAACGCCCGUUAAAAGAUAAAAAAUGUUUGUCCUAUGUAAUGUGUGUAAUGCCUCUUAAGUCAAAAAAGGAUGAUAUAAACUAUUAUAGGCGGUACAUAAAUAUUGGCAGUCAUUUCUUCUUUUUACUUAUUAAUUUUUUCUUUUUAUUUAUUAAUUUCUUCUAAUAAUCAUUUUUAUUUUUUAUCUAGUCAGUUGCCCUUUCUUGAGCGUCAAGCAAUAGUUAAAAGAGAAUUCAAAUCCUUAUCCCCUCCCCCUGUUUCCAGCUGUGAUCAUUCGGAAAAUUGUUAGUUAAUUUCUGUCGAUUUAGUUCAUUUAAUUAGUCAAAACAAGACAGUCCCGACAAUUAUCUUACUUAAAAUUCAAUUAUUCUCAUGAAAACGUGCUUUUUUCUGUAUAUGUCGUGACCUGUAUUUGUAAUUACAAUUGCAGUUUAAAAUAGACAAUGGAUCAAUCUAUUGCAAGCUUACUCUCCGUUAGAAAAGAUGGUUCCCCAGGAAGAACAUAUUACCUUCAUAGUUCGGACAAAGACUUGCUCAUUGGAACCUCUCCUAAAGCGAACAUCCAGAUAAGCGAGGCAACAUAUGAAAAUAUUGACACAUACCAUUGUAAUUUGUCGUUAGAAGAUAACGCGUAUAUUUUACGUAUUACCACGGAAAUUUUUCCAACGUUUAUCAAUGGAGAUGAAGUCGCGUGUGCAACACCAUUGAAACAUGGCGAUGUGAUUUCAGUAGGAGAUAAGAAGUUUAAAUUCUUUUAUAGCAGAGAUAAAAAAUUUGAUAUACCUCUCGAUGAAUUGAAAUAUCUAAUGGAUACGUUAGAACCGGAGAUACACAUGAUCAUGUCGGGAAAGACUGCGACUGAUAGAUAUACACUGUACAUAAAUGGUGGCGAUGAUAGACACUCUCUGGAUACCAACAAUGGUUUGAACUACUUCUCAGAUGGGAUGGUAGAAUAUGUUACUGGCAAAUUAAUCACUUGGUUUUCUAGCCCCAAGGUAUUCUUUGACGGUGUUAUGAAAGUCUUGUUGCCAGACACCCUGGUUUUAGUGUUAAGCAAGAUUCAAAACAUCAGUUUUAAAAAGGCGUUGACCCUAACUUUAGAUGGAGAAAGCUUCGCAAGUGCUUUAUCUGUAGAAGAAAAUGAAGAUAAUUCAUCCCUUGUGUCACUUACUACAACUGAAAAACAGUCCAUGUCAGAAACAACAAAUGCAACACCGGUGCACUGCCCAAGCUCCCCAGACGUACUAAUUGGAAAAGACGGGAUUGACUUUGAUUCCCCGAUCGUUGUUAGUAAGGGAAUUGAGCCAAAGACAAAUCGCAUAAAAUCAAAAGACGAAGAGAGAAAAAGGAAAAAAAGAAAAGCUGAGGAGGAGAUUGAGGAUCUAAGAAAACGGUUGCGUAGGGCUGAAAGGGCGGCAGAGAAGGAGUUUAUGGACGUAAGCAGCGAAAAAGAAAUUUGUCACGAGGAAGCAGAAGGUGAGGAAAGGGUGAAGAAUGACCUUAAGUAUAAGGAAAAGAAACUUAAGGAAAAAAGAAAAAGGGAAAGGUUGAGAAAAAAAGUUAUAGCAAAUUUAGAAUUGUACUUGCCUUCACACGAUACCGUCAAGCCAAGUCAUGUUAAGAAGAAGAGAAAGUUUGAAAUGAAAUGUAUUGAGUGCGGUGAGGUCAUGAAAAGCGAUAGUUUGGCUGGUCAUUUAGUUACUAUACAUAAGUAUAGCAGUGACACAGCUCGCAUGAAAGAAAGUGAACUCAGAGUAAUGUUUUUAUGGGCCUCAAAAGAAAAGCAUGGGAGUGAGAAGCCUUUGCCAUGUGUGAUCUGCAAUAAAUGGCAUAUGCGGCUAAGAAACCAUUUAAGGUAUAAGCACAAGGAUUUGCAGAAUGAAGACAUCAAUAAAAUUGUGGAAAGUGCAAGGAAAGAGUACUGGUGCACAGCUAAACUUGCUGAAACCGCGAAGAAAGGAGGAGUAAAACAUUUAGAACCUGAAAAUGAUGAGAUCAGCAAAAGAAGCAAAGACCGAUUUCAGGCCAAUUUAUAUAAAGGACCAGCUGCCUCUUAUGCUCCGAAAAAUUCUUUUAUUUUGACAGAAUUCGAUAGGCAAUUAUGGAAUUUAAAGGAAAAAGACUUUUUUAAUUUUUAUUAUAAAGACCAAGCAUUUCUGAUGAAGGCCUUCGAAGAAGAUUUAGUGGCAAAUGGUAGUUCAGAACGGCAAGCAAAACAACAUUGCCAAUAUGUUGAAUACAUAUGGGAUAUAGUUGACCCCAGUAGAACAAUGUUCCCUCUUCAUGCAUUUUCUAACCCAAUUUGUAUUGAGGACAACUACCAUCGAUUGUCUCUGGAACUUGUUGGAAAAGGAGGGGUUGAGGCAAAUACAUUGCGCACUAGAUUUUCUUCCUUGCGGCAUUUUCUGAAGUUUCUGAGACGUCGUCAUAUCUAUGCAGGCCUUACAAGAGAGCAUUUUCGUCUUCUGGAGGAAUCAAUCGAAGACUGGAAUAUUAGAUUACGCCCUCUUAUAAAGCAAAGGAAGGUCAAUCUGAGACGUUUGAAGACACGGCACUUGUUAACGGUUGAGCACAUGAUAAAGUAUGGACGCUCACCAUUUACGCAAGAUAUUGUUGCGAAGCUCAACAAUUAUAGUACACGUGGCAAAAGCAAGUAUACCAUUGGCUUUUGUUUGAAAGUACGUGACUACGUAAUGACCAAUAUUUGUAUUAUGAAUGGUUUAAGAGCCUCGAAUCUCAUAGAAUUGCUAGUGAGUGAUGUGAAGGAGGCCAGUCGUCACGAUGAUUAUCCUGGACACUGGGUAAUCAUCAACUCUAAUUACAAGACGUCGACGAUAUAUGGGGAGAAGGUUAUUGCUAUACCAGAUGCGAUCUUUAAUCAUCUGAAAAUAUACAUGGACCAUUUACGUCCUUUGUUUGAAAAUGCAUCAUCAAAAUAUCUAUUUUUGCCGUCAUCAAAUGAAGAUAAAAUGUCUCACGGUGUUGUUGGCAGUGCUUUAACAAGCAGCUUUAAAGAUGCCGAAGUUUUUAGCGAGAAAGAAUAUCAACGAGUUUGUCCAACCAGAAUUCGAUGUGCAUGCGCAACGUUUGCAUGUAACCUUGAAGGCAUGGACAUUGGAUUCUUCGCUAAGAACUUCAUGAAAAACAAAGAGGAAACAACACAGAGGCAUUACAAUCUGCAUUCAAAUGUAAAGCAUGCCUUGAGUCUUGCAAUGAUGGUCGGCGAUGGGUUUCAAGUAGGAGGUGAACGUAUCACCAUUAAACAAAGUGAAAGAGAAGAUUUGACAAAUCUACUCUUAAAAAAAUCCCGACCUUCAGAACUGCCUUCAAAAGAAAAAGUGCUAGAGUGGAUAAAGUUGAGAAACUCUGACUUGACAGCAAUGGAAAUGAACGCCAUUGACCAGAUAUUGGAAGAGCUGUCCGACCCAUCCACAAUAUCUGCAGAAAAAACAGCGAGUUCGUUCUAUGGCGAUUGUCUUGAAAAUGAAAAUGAUGGCAAUGUUGAGGAUGGCGGUGGAAUUGGUGAUGAUGAAGUUAGAAAGAUCGAAAAUUUCUGUCCACCUACACCUAGUAUAAAAAGCAGUAAAUCUAUAUGUAGAGAACAAGUUAAAGUUACUGAAAGUACAAUGAAAACAAGGUCGACGAUAAGUAUGGAGAAUACAGCUUCGGUUUUGGAAUACUUUCAACCAAAAGUUUUAAGAAAGGGGAGUUCCUUCUUCAGUACAGAGGGCAGUUACUCUCCAAAGACGAAGCUGAGAAGAACGAAAUGGGAUACGAAGAGGAUGGUUUCGGCUGUUUUCUCUACUUUUUUGAUCAUAAAAAGAACGAGAGAAAAGAAACACUAUGUGUUGACGCAACCAAUACGGAAUCUAUUUGCAAAUAUGUCAAUGAUUCUGCGUUUCCGAACUGUGUUAUGAAUAAAGUCAUCGUCAGAAGUUCGCCUUUUUUGUGUCUCUUUGCCGUCAAAGACAUACCAUCGGGUUUAGAAUUGCGGUAUGACUAUAAGGAUAGAAAAAAUCUCUGGUGGAGAAAAAAGGAGGAAUGUAAAUUUCCAUUGAAAAAGACAGAGUUAGCUAAUGCUCCAUCCACGGUUCGUAUUACUGAUUUCAACAAUUACUUAAAUACUAGUCGGUGGCCCGUGGAAAAAUCCACGGGUUCGCCCGUCCUUUUUAUACCGCAUUGCGUGCGUCUCGCUACUUGCGGUACCAUUUUGCGUGACAGACAGACAGACGUAUACGGGUAUUAUAAUAUAGACUAGC
Messenger RNA from Hydractinia symbiolongicarpus, 5864 nucleotides. RefSeq lists its product as uncharacterized. The record is from RefSeq and is a predicted model, not a curated record. The transcript is spliced from 17 exons. Gene Ontology annotation, biological process: DNA integration; DNA recombination. NCBI's taxonomy places the organism in Eukaryota, Metazoa, Cnidaria, Hydrozoa, Anthoathecata, Hydractiniidae. The coding region runs from base 2049 to 5522 and encodes 1157 amino acids. Gene Ontology annotation, molecular function: protein binding; DNA binding.